UUGGCGGUGAGUCCUCACUAAGUCAGCUCGCGCUCUGUCCCAGGAUGAGACUUCCCUGUCAGCUGUGAGUGAGACGCAGAGGUCCAUGGUGAAAGCACGCGGGGCGGGCGCACGUCGUCACACCUGCUGGCUGCCUGGAUGGACAUAGAUGGAGGAACUUGCGCCGCAGUCGAGCGAUUGCUUCACCAUCUCUCGUGGGCCACGGGGGAGCGCGCUUGUAAGCUGAUUUAACCCGGGUGAUGUGAAUAACUCUCCGGGAUUAGAAGGUUAUUGGGUGAACGACGACAAUGCCCCGCGGCUCGGCCCUUCACUCCCGGCUAUUGUUCGCGCGGUGGCGGACGCACGGUACCCGGUCUCACUCGGAUCGUCUCCUCUAGCUGUACCUCGCCUUCCCGGUGUGGAUAAUAUGACUUCCUGGCUCUGCACACACAUCAGCGUCCAUCUGUGUCUCCUGCUGGUGUCUCUCUGCGCAGUGGAAGCCUCCGGUGCCGGUGAGAGUGCGUGUCGGUCUCCUGCUGUGACUUCGUGUGCAGAGUGUCUAAGACGUGGCCCACAGUGUGCCUGGUGCUUCAAGGAGGACUUUCUGGAUGAGGCAGGCCCGAGUCAGCGCUGUGACCUACCGGAGAAGCUGCUGAGCCGAGGCUGUGAGGUGGACUUCAUGGAGCAGUCAGAGGUGAAGGUGGAAGUCAACGCCACCAUCAGCAGCACACAAGUGUCACCGCGAGACAUCAGCGUUACCCUCAGACCAGGUUUGAAGGCCAGCAUUGUAGUCGCUGUUCAGCAGCUGGAGCGUUAUCCUGUUGAUCUUUACUACCUGGUUGAUGUCUCUGCAUCUAUGCAGGAAAACCUUGAUCAUUUGAAGACGGUAGGUGUAGCUUUAUCGCUUCGGAUGACGGAGCACUCCUCAGACCUCUGGCUCGGUUUUGGCUCAUUUGUGGACAAACCUGUCUCCCCCUACAUCAACGUCCACCCUUCCAAAAUCAACAAUCCCUGCAGUGAUUAUGAGAUCCGCUGUCGCCCGGCUCAUGGCUACCACCACGUUCUAAGUAUGACUAGAAACAUGAGCGAGUUCACACGAGUGAUCAAGCGGCAGCGAAUCUCAGGAAACAUGGACACACCAGAGGGAGGACUGGAUGCUAUGCUGCAGGCUGCUGUCUGUCAGAAAGCAGUGGGUUGGCGACCAGAGGCGAAGCGUCUUUUGCUGCUGAUGACCGACCAGCCGUCUCACCUUGCCCUGGACGGACGGCUGGCAGGGAUUGUGACACCGAAUGAUGGCCUGUGUCACCUGGAAAACAAUGUUUACACGGGCAGCACAAGGAUGGACCAUCCCUCUUUGGGUCAGCUGUCUGACAAGCUGCUGGAAAACCACGUCUACUCGUUGUUUGCAGUGGAAAAGCAGCAGUACCAGUGGUAUGAGGAGCUGGUACGCCUGCUGCCGGGAUCAUACCUGGGAAAGUUAGGCCUCUUUCAGGCUCCAAACCUAAUAGAGCUGGUGGUGGAGGCAUACAAGAGGUUGUUAUCAGAGGUAGCAGUGGCAGUGUCAGUGGACGAUAAGGCAGUCAGCAGGUACUGGGUGUCGGUAUCUCCCAUUUGUCCUGAUGGAGCCACUGCUCAGAACCAGAGCUGCUCCGGGGUGCAGCCUAACCAGACGGUCUACUUCAACAUCACAGUUGGCCUGAACUCCUGUCCUGCUGGAGUUGAAGAAGAAGAUGUAACAGUCAUGAUUCGCCCUGUGGGUUACAAUGAGUCCACUGUCGUUAGGAUAAAGGCUAAAUGUAGCUGCGGUUGUGGACCAGCAAAGCGCUGCUAUGAUGACAGCCAAUCAUCAUGCAGCGUAACACAAGAUGGGCUCAAUCAGGCACAGCGGCUGGCCCAUGGAGCGAUUAAAGACUCGAACAUAGAUUCAAACUGGAACUGCAGAGCGGCAGGGUCUGAUGUGGACUGCAGUGGUCGAGGAGUGUGUGACUGUGGGAGGUGUGUGUGCGAUCCGAGCAGACUCGGGACAGUUUAUGGGAGAUACUGUGAGAAAGAUGACUUCUCCUGCCCGUACGAAGGAGGGCUGCUGUGUGGAGGUCGAGGUGUUUGUGUGUCUGGUGAGUGCGUGUGCAAUGACGGCUGGACAGGAGAAAGCUGUGGCUGUCCCGUCUCCACAGCGACCUGCCAGUCAGAUAGCGGUUUAAUUUGCAGCGGGUUUGGAAGAUGCGUGUGCGGCCAGUGUGUGUGUGACGACCUCCAAUUCUCCGGAGACCUCUGUGAGAGAAAUCUUGCACGGCAAAGCACCUGCCAAUCAUACUGGAAGUGUGUUGACUGCCAUGUGUCUCACGAUCUUGCACAAGGAGAGGCAGGACUCUGCAACAACACCUGUCCCCCCUCUGUAGGCUACAUGGACGAUGCAUCAGGUCACACGGGAGAGCCUGGCGUUCAGUGUAUGUACAUCAGUAAAGACAGCUGUCGUUACCGGUUUCUAACAAGCUCACAGUUCGGUCAGACACAGCUGCACAUCAACACAAGACCAGAGUGUGCCAGCAACGGGCGGCUGGUGGGGACAUUCCUGAGCGUGUGUGCUCUGACGGUGCUGUGCGGGCUGGUGGUGGUGGCUGUGUCCCGGCUCCUGCUGCAGACCAGAGGAAAGUCAACAGGGGGCGCCUCUGUGGACGGAGGCUACCUCUGCACUGGAAAGGACAUGUCAUACAUCCCCACAACUAAUGAGAAGACUGUGACCUACAGGAGGGACCGCCCCCCUGACCGCCCCUUGGAGAUGCACAUCCAGGUUCCUAAGAUGCCUCUGGGCGACCCCUGGCAGUACUAGGCCAAAGACAGAAGAAAGCCAGCAGAAAGAGACAUGUAGAAGUUACAUCUCAAAGCAUCUUCUCUGCUUCUUAACCUUCAUCAAACAACCAGCAGCUGUAUGUGGAGACUGUGAUAGUGGUACCUAACUCUGAAACCUCUGUGGGAUCGACAUGGAAGCCUCUCUAGACUGUGUGACAAACAAGGCCAGUAUACAGGAGAUCAAGAUGAAACUAAGAGCACAAAUCCCCACCUCUUCUUCUUCUUCUGUUGCAGCAGGGAGGCUGCUUCUUCCUCCACAGGGUAAAAGGUGAUCUGCUUUUAGACUCUCACAUGUGUGUGUGUUUGUUAGAGAGAGUGUAUGGAUGAGUGUAUGGCACAGUUGUGCUUCAUCUUUGCUUUCUAUUUAUGAUUUUAGAGUAAAAACACUACAUUGACUAAGAUUUGUGUUAUUGUGUGACACUCCAAACUCUAUCUCCUUGUCUUAGUACGCCCCCUUGUGGCAAGCUUGAGGUACGACAUGUUUUUUCCCCCAAUAAUACUGUCUGCACUGACCUCAGCUGUGUUUCUUCUGGAAUUAACUCAUGAAGCACAUCGAUUAUUGUGAUUAUUUUAUACUUUGGUUAGAUUCUGCCUAGGUGGGGUACUUUGUCUUCUUGUUCUUUUAAAUGUUACAUUUUGGUUCGUUGACUGAUCAACUGCAAAUUAGUGUUAUGUUCAUGAUUAUCGAGGUUAUAGUUUCUUAUGAUUGUCAGUUGUUGAUAAUCUUGUUAGACUUGCACUUCUUUUUUGCAUUAUACUACUGAAAACUGGGGACUGUAAGAACAGGAGAGCUGCAACUAUGGGAAAUGGUUGUUUUGCUUUAUGAUGGGCAUUAUAAGGCAUUUAAAGCUAAUAUGAUGAAUCCACGAUAACACUGGAAUAAUGAUGGGCUGGAAACUGCAUCAACAAGCGUGGCCUCCAUAACCAAAGCAGAACUGUCUGCAUGCAACUGCUGAUCAUCCCAAGCCAUACUGGAUUCUGAACAUUCUUGGUACAAACAAAAAUAUCUCUCAUCAAAGGUUGAGUUACAUCUCCGAAUGCAUAAGCAUCCAGUGUGGAAGAUGCACGGCAUGUUUGGAAACUCACCCAAUCCUGUUCCUCUUUUUGAUUUUGUUUAACAGUGUUGUUUACAGCAAUACCUGCUCUUUUUCACUGUAAGUCAGGAACACUAAUUAUUAUUUAUUUUGAUUAUUUUUCCUUUUUAUUUAUGUUGAUUGUUUUAUUUUAUGAUAAGUUGGUACUGUUUGUGUUUAUAAAGAAUGAUUUUUAUCUCUAACUACAAGAGUCAAUAAGUGAAUAAUCAUCUCAUCGAGUCGGGAGUAACAACAGCACUUUUCCUGUGUAGUUUUGCUGUCAAUCAACAUGACUA
Molecule: messenger RNA, 4198 nt
Organism: Cheilinus undulatus (humphead wrasse)
Lineage: Eukaryota; Metazoa; Chordata; Actinopteri; Labriformes; Labridae
Gene: itgb8
Product: integrin, beta 8
Exons: 16
Coding region: 407-2809 (800 amino acids)
Biological process (GO): cell adhesion mediated by integrin; integrin-mediated signaling pathway; cell migration
Cellular component (GO): cell surface; focal adhesion; integrin complex
Molecular function (GO): integrin binding
Source: RefSeq, a predicted model, not a curated record